GGGCCAGUCCCUUUGCCACCUUUGGUCAAUGCCCUGAGCAUCUCUCGACGUAUUAUUCAUGCCUUCUUUCGGGCCAGUCCCGUUGCCACCUUUGGCCGAUGCCUCUGUGCAUCAUUCGGCAUGACUAAUAUGUCUUAGGCGAUCCUCAUUGCCACCUCCUUUAGUGGAGUUAACAGUCUAUGUCUAGCGAGACUGGGUGUAGCGGAGUUCCUUACCUCUUCUCACUCGAAUUACUUGUCUCGCUAGGUACGCUGUUUUUCAGUCUUGAGUUUUCGUGCCUCUUCUCACUCGAAUUACUUGUCUCGCUAGCAAUCUUUUGCGCACCCACCCAUUUUAGUACCCUCCCAUUGUAUAUUAGGUACGGGCUCGAGUUUGCGGUUGUUUGUGACCGAAUCCAUUGGGGUCCUCGUUUUGCUGGCUAAAUCCUCGUCGUCUGCGUUCCAACGAGACUUGA
Suillus subalutaceus is the source of this 454-nucleotide messenger RNA. RefSeq lists its product as uncharacterized. The transcript has 2 exons. Lineage: Eukaryota; Fungi; Basidiomycota; Agaricomycetes; Boletales; Suillaceae. The record is from RefSeq and is a predicted model, not a curated record. The coding region runs from base 180 to 422 and encodes 80 amino acids.